Molecule: messenger RNA, 1290 nt
Organism: Closterium sp. Naga37s-1
Lineage: Eukaryota; Viridiplantae; Streptophyta; Zygnematophyceae; Desmidiales; Closteriaceae
Source: the annotation of a GenBank genome assembly
AUGGCGCAGUGGGGAGCGCGAAGGCCGCGAUCGACGCCAUCAGCCGGCGGCGGCGGCGGCGGGCGCGUCGCGCACGCUCGCGACGCGAAGGUCAUCACGCUCGUGGACGACUACGAGGAUCGCAAGACCGGAGCCGUCGGAUUGACGCGCGAUCAGCGCGUCUCGCUCGAGUUCAAGCCGUUCGAUAGCCAGACCUAUCUGCAUCUCCGCAAUAGGCGCAUGGCGGUUCUCUCCAAGGCCGCGAUUCACGGCGCCGGCCUCGGUAGCGUCGGGAGUGUCGCCUCUCGGAGCUAUAGCGAGGACGACUGGGAAGACUAUGAUCCCGAAAACGAAUAUGCGUAUAACGAGUACGGCGAUAGUGAGGGCAGCGGCGAGGACUCUCCGAGGCGAGGCUGCGCGAGGCGGCCGCGCGAGCCGGAGCUGUACGACGCAAUUCGGCAUCCCCUAAGCGAAGCCCUCGACGCGGUUCGCGAGAAGCUCGAGCGCCGCGCGCUGAUGGUCGGCGGAGGCGGAGGCGGAGGCACGGGAGGGGGAGGGCGCGCGCAGGGGGGAGUGGAGCGGGUGAAGCUUCUGGUGCGGCUGGGGAAGCUUCUCUUCUCCGUGCAGGGCAGGCCGGACGCUACCCUGACCAACAUCCCGCCCUUCUCAGCCAAGACAUUCGAAGACCACAUGAACGAGCAUACACCGUUUGUGAAGCAGGUGUACCGAACCUAUGAGAGUCACCUCCCGGAGAGUGCAUAUCAGCAGGUGGAGGACAUGCUGCUGGGGGAUGCCCAGGUGGCGCACUCGCUGGGGGAGAAGUACAACAUUCAGGUGGUGGACACGAGGGAGCACAUCGUGUACAAGGCGGUCUGCAAGCACAGCCCUCACGAGCAGCGCUUGAUUGUGAAAAAGGUCAAGAAGCCGCCUGUGCGCCACGCACUAUUCGACAUUGCACGCCCCGACAAAGUUGUGGACGCACGCUUGAUCCUCAUCACUGAGACGCAUCUGACAACACUAGAUGGUGAGCUGCAAGUGGCACUUGACAGGAUUCUCGAGGCCACCAAGAUUGACCAACAGAGCCCUGCAGGGCUGCGCAUCCCACCUCACAUGACAGAAACCCAUGGAAGUAGGGGCUAUGGUGGUGGUGGUGGCAUGGGAUAUGCCACUUCUAGGGGCUAUGGUGGUGGUGGUGGUGGGGGGGGGGGGUGGGAGCAGCAGGUUCGUGGUGCGAGCGGUGCGGCAUGCCACGACGAGGCGGGCGGAGGGGAGAGGGCGGGUGUGGAAGCUGUGUCGUGUGGACGGGGUUGA